Molecule: messenger RNA, 1265 nt
Organism: Bombina bombina (fire-bellied toad)
Lineage: Eukaryota; Metazoa; Chordata; Amphibia; Anura; Bombinatoridae
Gene: LMO2
Product: LIM domain only 2
Exons: 4
Coding region: 164-631 (155 amino acids)
Biological process (GO): positive regulation of transcription by RNA polymerase II
Cellular component (GO): nucleus
Molecular function (GO): transcription coactivator activity; DNA-binding transcription factor binding
Source: RefSeq, a predicted model, not a curated record
AUAAGUGACAGUGACACAGGCUCUGCUCAGUAAUGGAGGGGAACGCAGGGAGCAGGGGGGGCUCUGGUAACUGACGGACACAGGGGACACGAGGAGGACACAAAGGAGCUGCAAAUGUCUACAGCCAUUGAGAGGAAGAGCUUGGACCCUGCUGAGAGCAACAAUGCACUACCGGGAGCUAGCUAAGCACAUCAGAGAGCCGGUGGACGAGGUCCUGCAGAUUCCACCUGCACUGCUUACAUGUGGGGGCUGCCAGCAGAGCAUUGGUGACCGCUACUUUCUAAAGGCUAUAGACCAGUACUGGCAUGAGGACUGUUUGAGCUGUGACCUUUGUGGCUGCCGUCUGGGGGAGGUUGGAAGGAGGCUCUACUACAAGCUGGGGCGCAAGCUGUGCCGGAGAGACUACCUCAGGCUUUUUGGCCAGGAUGGCCUCUGUGCUUCUUGUGAUAAGCGGAUCAGAGCAUACGAGAUGACCAUGCGGGUGAAGGACAAAGUGUACCAUCUAGAGUGCUUCAAGUGCGCCGCCUGCCAGAAACACUUCUGUGUGGGGGACAGGUACCUGCUUAUAAAUUCGGACAUUGUGUGUGAGCAGGACAUUUUUGAGUGGACCAAAAUUAAUGGGAUGAUGUAGCACUGUGGGUCUUUACCAAUCUUCUGAUGGCUGUGGAUACUGGGAUUUUGACUUAUGGGACAAUGACAGCCUGUGGUUGUAUUUUUGUUAAGGAACAUUGUCUACUGCUCAUAAACUAUCUACAUCCCAAACUGGGCCGAUGCCAGACAAAAUAAAAUAUACUACACAAUAACAUCAACUGGACUGCAGCCGUGAAUAGGACCAAAUGUCUGGCCAUAACACUAAAUUACUACAAAUGGAUACAUAUAACCAAGUAACGUUGCCUGGACUUUUUUUCCCAGAGCUCUCCUUGCUACAAUACUAAAGUAUAUUGAGAUAAUACUGUAUAGCUUUCAGAUCAGUGUGAUGUAAUAUAUCUCUGUGGCUCUACAGGAUACCAGGGGGCACAUACCAACUCAUUCUUGAAAUAUAAAGACACAUCAUCAACAGGAUAAAACAACUAAGUGGUUUAAAUUCCAUAAACACAUGACUUGUUUGGUUAUGUCCUAGCCUUGCAGCAGUAGUGUAAACUUUUGUACAGUGUAUAUACAACACAACUUGCUCACUAUUCAGUAGUUGCAAAUCUAUGCAAAAAACAGCAUAUUGUUUGUAUCAGGAACCUAUCUGCUCUUAAUAAAGAGAUCAUUGGAUAAUA